GACACCGGAUAAUUCACCACCUCUUCACAUCAGAGACAAACCAAUCGCCUUGUGCAGUACAAGACAGGUCGUGUGCAGAUCUUUACCACAGACAAUGUGUUAACUUCUAGAGUGGUCUCCCGCUUACACACAUACCGCAUACGCAGUCCUCAUCGCAAGCGACCCUCCAUGCUCUGGCCAUACCAGCAACCAUCAUGUCUAAGUUUGGCUGUCUAGUAAUGGGCCCUGCCGGCGCAGGCAAGACCACCUUCUGCACGGCUCUGAUCCAGCACCUCCAACACAGCCGGCGCUCAUGCUUCUACGUCAACCUCGACCCUGCGGCAAACGACUUCGCCUACGAACCCGACCUCGAUAUCCGCGACCUCAUCUCGCUAGAAGAUGUCAUGGAGGAAAUGUCAUUAGGGCCUAACGGUGGUCUGAUAUUCUGCUUCGAAUUCCUGCUACAAAACCUCGAUUUCCUCGCCUCCGCCCUCGACCCUGUCACCGAAGAAUAUCUCAUCCUCUUCGAUCUCCCAGGUCAGAUAGAACUUUACACACACAUCCCUCUCCUACCGGAGCUGGUCAAAUAUCUGUCAAGAAUGGGUCCGUUGAAUAUCAAUCUGUGCGCGGCCUAUCUCCUGGAAGCCACAUUCGUGGUAGACAAGGCCAAAUUCUUCGCCGGGACCCUUUCCGCAAUGAGCGCCAUGAUCAUGAUGGAACUUCCGCACGUCAAUAUCCUAUCCAAGAUGGACCUCGUCAAGGACCAAGUACCCAAGAAAGAGCUGAAGCGUUUCAUCGACCCGGAUGCCAAUCUGCUCGAUGAUGAAGACACCGGUAGAGGUACGGCUGAGCAUACCGUUGACCUACGCAAUCCACAAGAGAUUGAUCAGGUCAUGACUGGUGGCUCGUUCAAGCAGCUCAACCGUGCUGUGGCGAGAUUGAUCGAUGAUUUUAGUAUGGUAUCCUUCCUGCAGCUGGACGUGAAUGAUGAAGACAGUGUUGGCGAUAUCCUGAGUUACAUCGACGAUGCCAUCCAAUACCAUGAGGCACAGGAACCAAGAGAUCCGAAAGAGGCGGACAUGGAAGAACCAGCGUGGGAGGAAGGUUGACCAAUUAUUGUAUAUUUCCUAGUCCCGCGAAAUUUUGGUCGUCUUCAUUCGAGUUCGGUCAGCGUCGGCGUUGGAGGCGUGAUCGUUCAUGCAACAUGAAGUAGAUACCCGGGAAUCGAAC
Messenger RNA from Exophiala xenobiotica, 1209 nucleotides. RefSeq lists its product as uncharacterized. Gene Ontology annotation, molecular function: GTPase activity. Lineage: Eukaryota; Fungi; Ascomycota; Eurotiomycetes; Chaetothyriales; Herpotrichiellaceae. The transcript has a single exon. Bases 195 to 1088 code for a protein of 297 amino acids. The record is from RefSeq and is a predicted model, not a curated record.